AUGUUUGAUAUUGAUGUUAAUAAGGAAGAUGCGUCAGGUACACCACUGUACGUAGCAGCUAAGUGGGGUCACACAGAGGUUGUAAAAGAGCUGUUAACACACAGUAAUAUUGAUGUUAAUAAGGGGGAUGAGUCAGUUACACCACUGUACAGAGCAGCUGAGAAUGGUCACACAGAUGUUGUAAAAGAGCUGUUAACACACCCUGAUAUUGAUGUUAAUAAGGGGGAUGAGUUAGGUACACCACUGUACAGAGCAGCUGAUCAGGGUCACACAGAGGUUGUAAAAGAGCUGUUAACACACAAUAAAAUUGAUGUUAACCAGGAGGGUAAGUGGGGUACACCACUGUGUAUAGCAGCUGAGAAGGGUAACGCAGAUGUUGUAAAAGAGCUGUUAACACACAGUAAUAUUGAUGUUAAAUUGGAGAAUAAGGAAGGUGACACUCUCCUCCUGAAAGCUGCUAGGAUGGGUUAUUUGGACAUUGUGAAACAAAUGUGCCAAGUUAAUGGCGUGGAUAAGAACCACGUUAAUAAUUUAGGUUAUACCCCCUUUCUCGCUGCUGCUGAGGAAGGUCAUGCUGAUAUAGUUAAAUACCUUCACCAAUUAGGCUGUGUCAAUAUGGAGCAAGUGGAUAACAGCCAGGCAAUAUAUGUGUUCUGUAAAAGUUCCGUCUUCAAAACACUUGUUGACAUCUUCGUAGAUCCAGACGUUCAUGACACCCAGUUAUCAAGUUUAUUGAAUGUAUUGUACGUAAGUUUGCAGGCUAACAUCAAAUGUGACUGUGGUGAGGUCAAGUCUCCAGACAGUCCAAAGAAAUCCAAAGAAGCAAAGAAGUCUAAAGAAGCCAUCGAAAAAGACGCUUUUAAAAAAACGAUCAAGAAUCGAUCAAUGUUAAAGAGGAUCAAGGAUGCUGCGCUCCCAUAG
Molecule: messenger RNA, 921 nt
Organism: Bolinopsis microptera
Lineage: Eukaryota; Metazoa; Ctenophora; Tentaculata; Lobata; Bolinopsidae
Product: ankyrin-3-like
Exons: 3
Coding region: 1-921 (306 amino acids)
Molecular function (GO): protein binding
Source: RefSeq, a predicted model, not a curated record